CGUCGACGGCGGCGGCGACGGCGUCGCCGUCGACGACGGCGGCCGGCCGCCGACGACGGCGCCGCCUCCGCCGUGGCCCUCGGACGCCCAGGGCGCCGCCGCGGCGCUCGACGAGGCCGGCGAGAGGCAGGCCGCCGCCGCCCUGGAGGAGCGCGCGGCGGUCUCCGCCGAGGUCGAUGCCCUGCGGCGGCACGGCGGCGCGCAGCGGCAGCUGCUGUCGUGCCUGGCCGAGCAGAGGGCUGCGAUGUCGGCGAAGGUCGAGAGGAUGCAGUCCUCCCUGAUGCAGUCCACGGCGGCCGCGCAAG
Molecule: messenger RNA, 305 nt
Organism: Prorocentrum cordatum
Lineage: Eukaryota; Dinophyceae; Prorocentrales; Prorocentraceae
Source: the annotation of a GenBank genome assembly